AUGCCCAUCCAAGAUAUUGCAAGCAAAGUGCGAUCUGUACUCGACUUUGCACUACAUCUACAGCAUGUCCUCGAAAAGGACGUCGAUGCUCCAUCCCAAACCAUUGCAGACACGUUAUCAUAUGUCCAAGCUUUGCCUCUCCCUCGCAAAGACCUCUCACCUCAGCAACGGGUUGACUUCGAUCGGAUCGGAGUUUCAUUGUGGAACACGUGCUGCAGAUUAGGCAAGAGUGAUGGAACACAAGAUCCGAAGCAUCUGGCGACCAGUAACAUGUUCCAACUCCAUACCUCGACCUCCCUGACUGAUCUCGGCGAGCAGUACGAUGUUUCUCCUACUUCCUUGUCGAGAGCGCUUCGAGGUCCCAUGGAAAGAGUAAAGUUGACUACUUCCUGUCGACUCUGGGUGCAAUCUCACAUGCCAACAGAUGCUUUCAACCUCUUCCGGCACGCUCUGAAGACCUCGAAAAGCUGCCUCGAUGCUGGAUUGUUCGAUCUCGGUGCUCGAAUUGUGGAGCAUUUGGCGGCGAAAGACGAAGAACUGAGUGAGAUCAAACAAGAUGACAAUAAUGGCGAAGCUGUGCUAAGCAACGCUUUGCGUGCGGAAUAUUUACUCGUACGGAUCGCGCUGGCAUGGAAGCAAGACCGUAUCGAACUUGCGGAUCACUUCAAUGCACAGCUCGAAGCUGUUGAGUCAAAUAUCGACCUCGGAGUCGUCAGAGGUUUGAUCGACCUGUGCUAUGAGAUUGGAAGUGAUCGCCUCGAUCAGAAUCCAAGGCAAGGCCAUGUAGCAACAAAGUGGCUACGAAGAGGUUGCGAACUUUCAGAUCAAUACGAUGCGGGCGUUGUAGAUGCUGACGUACACGAAAUGAGACUCGCUUUGUUGCACACGCUUGUAAGAGCUCUACGUUCUAGUCAAGAUUUCGAAGACCGUGACGAGGCUUGCAGGGUCAUGGUGAAGUUGAAAGAAGAAUUUGGUCAUAAGGCCUGUGUCAUUGUCCUCCAGCUGGAGAUUCACAAGGAGGAUGGCAGGACGGAUGUCGACGCAUUUUAUCAAGGUAGGAGCUCGUCACAUUCAGGUAUUACCAUCGUACUGACCUAUCAAGAGUUUUUGAAGCUGGUUCGAUCCGCCCAUUUAAUCCUGUCGAACCACAGAUUGAUCAUGCAUUAUGUUCACUAUCUAAAAUCAUUGAGCAUUCACCAUGCCAUCGAGGCUCUGAUGACUUACAUCACGACAAGAUUGGUGGUCGGAGAAGAGCACGACUGGGUAGACAGUGCCAUUAUAGUUUUGGUCUGGAUCAUGACUCUCUCGGGGCCUAGCAGCCCAUCGAGGAUCCAUGAUCAAACAUCAUGUCGGUUCAAUCAAAUCCAGUCGGCAGGACGCGUGAACAUGGGGCCGGAAGCUGCGCAAAGCGCAUUUGUUCUUCUCUGGAAACGAGUUGAAGACUCGUUCAACCAGGAUGCAAAACAGGAUGCGGUAGAAUGGUGUCGUGCUGCCCAGCAUGGGCUCUUCUCUGGCGGUGUGCAUGUUGAGAAUGCUUGCAAAGUCGAGAGAAAGGUCAUGCAGUGUUACCUAGACCUGUCUGACGUGGAGGCUGCUUCCAAGGCUUGGAAUACCAUGUCAACGAGAGGGAAACAACACUUCCUCGGCCGAUAUCUCCACUAUUGCCUAGCACUUCGGAAAGGCGAUGACGCCGAAGUGCGUUCUGCAUUAAGUUCUCUGUCGAUGGUGCACGACGAUCGAAAUCGGAUUCUCUUCGUUGCUGUUGCCGAAGCUCUACGACAUGGCACGAAACCCCAGGCAGCACAGUUGCUUCAACGGAUAUUGGACAAGUACAGAGAGAACCUUCCACCGGAAGUUGAUGCAUAUGCUCUGCUGAGGUGCGUUGGAAUAAAACCCCAUGUACAUGCCACUGACGGUUCAAGAUUUACGGCUCGGCUUCUGAUCUUGGCUCUUUCGGAGCCAAGUGAAGGUCAGGAUGAGCUUCAUCGGAGGCUGUGUGGAGUGUUCAAGUUCGCUUCGACACUAAGUCAAAACACCUCUGGCGGGAAAGGGGUACCACUCCAAGAAUGUAGAUGGUUCCAAAAGACAGCCUUCAGUUGUGCAGCCCAGAAUCAUAACUCCUGGCCAGCAAGAUACUUGAUCGACAUUCUGCAGUAUUCGUGUCAGUUUGCUGUCGUCUCCGAUGUUCGAGCAGGUGCUCCGUCCGAAGAACAACUCAAAAACGAACUUGACAUGUGGGCCCUGCAAGUAGCUCUCUAUGUGGGUGAAGCAAGGUCAGCCUCUCCGUCCUGGACGGUUGAAGACAUUCCGAAAACCUCGUAUCUCAGCAAGUCACCUCCCUCGCCUAGAGAUAUCAAGGAGUUGCUUUAUCGGAACGCGUUCGACAGAUUCUCGACCAUGCAGCGCAAGUUGCAGGAGCUGCCAGGAGAUGAGUCCCGGAGGACAGCAGAAGACAUGAAGCAGAAACUCAUCUCGAUUUCACCUCUCGCUUUCGAAGCACUUCUGUUCCUGACGGCCACAGACCCGGCCGCCACGAGCCAUCGUCGUGACUUUUUUUCACUUCGCAGCCUCCUGGGCCAGAUCACCCAGCUUCAGCCUCCAAGAAAGACUUACUCGUGUUUGGCAGACAUGAUUCUGUCCGCUGCUUGUCGUAACUCCCCGGGCGGCGACGCGAUGGACCCUCCAGUGCAGUUUCCAACCUCAGCGGUGACCCAGCUGCUCUCGACGCUCAUCCAGGGGAUCCGCACCCAGUCCGGCUACGACCUCUCGCAAGCGUCACGCUGGAUCCGAUGCGUCGUCCAGGUCCUCCUGGACGGGCACCGCGACGAAUUUGCCGUCGUCGACACGGAAGAUGAGAUUGGGCUGGUCACGGUCGACACGGUCGUGGAUCAAGCUUUGGGUCUUGCCCGUUCGGCGGCGGCGGUGCCUUGUUCUCCCGUGCAGGAUCACGAGGCGUAUCCGGCGGAAGAGCUCGAAUGGCUUGCCACCACACUGUUCAAUCUCUCCAUUGACCUAUACGUGGCGUCUAGUGAAACAGAGACUGAUUCUGAAAUGGCGGCCUGUCAAAAGCACAAGGGCGGACGCCACGGUGGCCACGACGAGGACCGUGAUGGCGAUGCUGAUGGUGGUGGUGGUGGUGACGACGAUGCAUACCGUGCUCAUUAUAGACAGCCACAGUUCUGGGCAAGAAAGGCCAUCGAGGUCGCGGAGCUGUUGAAUGGGGGUGUGAAUGUUCAUGCGAACGGGGACGGAGGGAUGUUGGCACGGCUUUUGAGAGAGAAAUGUCAACGCCUAGGCUGGGAUGUGUAG
Messenger RNA from Exophiala spinifera, 3309 nucleotides. RefSeq lists its product as uncharacterized. Gene Ontology annotation, biological process: regulation of synaptonemal complex assembly; meiotic cell cycle. Bases 1 to 3309 code for a protein of 1102 amino acids. The transcript has 13 exons. NCBI's taxonomy places the organism in Eukaryota, Fungi, Ascomycota, Eurotiomycetes, Chaetothyriales, Herpotrichiellaceae. The record is from RefSeq and is a predicted model, not a curated record.